Coniophora puteana RWD-64-598 SS2 is the source of this 1530-nucleotide messenger RNA. RefSeq names its product sulfide-quinone oxidoreductase. The transcript has 9 exons. Bases 94 to 1443 code for a protein of 449 amino acids. NCBI's taxonomy places the organism in Eukaryota, Fungi, Basidiomycota, Agaricomycetes, Boletales, Coniophoraceae. Gene Ontology annotation, molecular function: FAD binding; sulfide:quinone oxidoreductase activity. The record is from RefSeq and is a predicted model, not a curated record. Gene Ontology annotation, cellular component: mitochondrion.
AUAAAAUGCUGUCAAGGGACCCACUAGAUUCAGGCCGAACUUUCAAGGAACUUCCCCUCAGCAGUCGUCCAAGACCUUGUGUGUUGACUCAAUAUGCUAACUCUAUCGCGACGUGGGAUGUCUUCAACGCUGUCGCAUACGUCCAAGGUCGUGAGGUCUUAUGCCACUGCUCUUGAUAGCAAGGACAAGUAUAAGGUCGUCGUCGUAGGUGGAGGCUCUGGCGGAUUAUCGGUCGCCAACCAGAUUUAUAACCGCUUCAAAGCUGCUGGAAAGACGUUAAACAACGACGACAUCGCGAUCAUAGAUGCUGCAGAGUUUCACUACUAUCAGCCGGGAUGGACCCUCGUUGGCUCAGGGCUUCGCCGGAAAACCGAGUUCAAAAGGUCACUCCAGUCCUUAAUUCCAAGUCACUUGACGCGCAUCCCCGAGAACGUGCAAUCGUUCUCUCCUGAGCAGUCGGCCGUCAAGACCACGAGCGGCCGGACGCUCUCUUAUGACGUACUUGUCGUAGCUUCUGGCAUCAAGCCCAACUGGGAUUCUAUCGCUGGACUUCCAAGCGCACUUGCGGAUCCUUCGUCCGGCGUCUCCUCCAUCUACUCUUAUGAUACCUGCGACAAGGUCUGGAAGGAUGUUGAGGCUCUCAAGUCUGGUCGAGCUCUGUUUACCCAGCCUGCAGGUGUCAUCAAGUGCCCUGGUGCCCCUCAGAAGAUCAUGUGGAUGACCUGGGACAGGUACCAGAAAACCGGGCGUGGCAAGGACAUUCAAGUCGACUACCGCACCGGCAUGCCGACGAUGUUCAGCGUGAAGAAGUACUCUGACGAGCUAAACAAACUCCGCAUCGAACGUGGUGUCGGAGGCGAAUUUCAGCAAAACCUCGUUUCUAUAGAUGCCGGCAACCGCAAAGCGACCUUCCAGAAGACCGACGGAUCAAAAGUGGUGGAAGACUAUACGCUUCUCCACGCUGUGCCUGUGAUGGGUCCCAUGGACUUCCUCAAGGGCUCUCCCAUUGCUGACGCUGCUGGGUGGGUGGAGGUUGACCCCGCGACUUUGAGACAUGUCAAGCCGGAGUAUGGGAACAUCUUUGCUCUCGGAGAUUGUACGAAUCUACCUACCGCCAGGACUGCCGCUGCUAUCACGUCGCAAGCCCCCGUGCUGACCGAGAACCUAUUUUCUGUUGUCGACACGGGCGACGUCAGCUCCGCCAAGUAUGAUGGAUACUCCAGCUGUCCGCUCCUCACUGGAUAUGGCGAGCUGAUGCUGUGCGAGUUUAAGUAUCCCUUCGUACCUAAAGAGAGUUUUGCUCAGUAUCUCGGAGAUCAAACGAAGCGCAGGAGGAUCUUCUAUCAUAUGAAAAAGGACCUCUUCCCUUGGGCCUACUGGAACAGGAUGAUCAAGGGUACCUGGUAUGGCCCCAACGGUAUUGUCCGCCCGAAAUUCUCAUGAAGAGCCGGAACCUACUGCAUCGUGUACAUGAUGGCAGUUACAUAUGCCUACAUGUAUGAUUGAUAUUCGUUGUAUUGCUAAUAUAAA